Trypanosoma theileri is the source of this 408-nucleotide messenger RNA. RefSeq lists its product as uncharacterized. The record is from RefSeq and is a predicted model, not a curated record. Bases 1 to 408 code for a protein of 135 amino acids. Lineage: Eukaryota; Euglenozoa; Kinetoplastea; Trypanosomatida; Trypanosomatidae. The transcript has a single exon.
AUGUUUCCGUUUCGUCGCUCACUCUUUAGUCUCGCCGGUGGCUUUAUGAUCACCGAUUUCUACGUGAACUGUGUGAACAUUACGAAUUUCCGCUUAGAGCCCCUCCCAACAAUCUACGUGGAAGACAAGAAAGAAAGUACGUCGAACUCUAAAAGUUCCAUUAUUUAUGGUAUUGCCCGUCGUGUGGGAAUGGCAGCCGACACGUACGAUGAGAUGCCAAUAACUUCACUGCGUGAUGACAUUGAAAUGUUUAUGCAGAGGAAUACUUUGGUUGGUGCAAUGGUGGUGUGUACUCUAGUAUCGUUUGGUGGUUUAUGGUCAUUGCUUGGUUCAGCCUCCGCUAUAGCGUUUGACGGUGAGAGUGGGUCAUAUCGCUAUGCAGCUGUAAAAGAUUGGUUGAGUAGAUGA